AUGUCGUUAUUGACCUUAUCAAACGAUUUAUCCGUACAAGAAGCGUUAUCGGGCAUCUUUGGAAGUAUCAGUUUAGCAACUUGGAUCUUUUUGUUGGUACCACAACUUAUUUUGAACUAUCGGUCACAGAGUGCCGAUGGAGUAUCAUUGGCUUUCUUGUCAGUUUGGUUUAUUGGCGAUGUUGCGAAUCUUGCUGGUGCAAUUUGGGCAGAUCUUGUCCCGACAGUAACUGUUCUCGCCAUCUAUUUCUGCAUUGCGGACUUUGUACUUAUCUCACAAUGUUUAUACUACAACAAAAUCAAUGCUCAGAAACGCCAAGAAACGGAAUCCAUUGCCCCAACUGAGGAAGAUCCUCUUCUGGCCCGUCGACGAAGUAACAGUAAUAUUGGACUUCCAGGAUCGCAUAGAAGACGCUCCUCAGCGAUGAGUGGAAGUCAACGUCAUGAAGAUACCUUGACCAAGAUUUUGGAAGAGGAUGAUUCACCAGAUGCAAAUGCGUGGGUUAAGAAUAUUGUUAGCAUUUUAUUGGUUAUUGCUGCUGGAACAGCUGGAUGGGCUAUUGCUUGGAGAAGUGGUGUCUGGACACCUACACCAGAGAAUGGAGGGGAUGUUCCUAAGACGAACGAAGUUGCUGUUGGCGCAGAGGUACUUGGAUACUUUAGUGCAAUUUGCUACCUUGGCGCUCGAAUUCCUCAAAUCUUGAAGAACUACAAGGAAAAGUCUUGUGACGGUCUCGCACUUCUUUUCUUCCUUCUCUCAUUGAUGGGAAACUUAACAUAUGGUGCUGGUAUUCUCUUCCACUCAUUAGAGAAAGAAUAUCUCAUCAUUAAUACCCCAUGGCUCAUCGGAUCUCUGGGAACGAUUGUUGAAGACGCAGUUAUCUUCCUUCAAUUUAGGAUGUAUGCACCAAAGCCAACUUCAACAACUGCUGUUGAAUAG
Messenger RNA from Botrytis fragariae, 939 nucleotides. RefSeq names its product putative vacuolar membrane pq loop repeat protein. The transcript has 5 exons. Lineage: Eukaryota; Fungi; Ascomycota; Leotiomycetes; Helotiales; Sclerotiniaceae. Gene Ontology annotation, biological process: basic amino acid transmembrane export from vacuole. Gene Ontology annotation, cellular component: fungal-type vacuole membrane. The record is from RefSeq and is a predicted model, not a curated record. The coding region runs from base 1 to 939 and encodes 312 amino acids.